GACUUGUGCUGGGAUUUCCAUUCCUCGAAAUAUUGAGCAUUUGCCAGGUACCUUCCGCCAGGUAUAAAAGGCUAGCUUACCUAUGGUAACAUCCAGUCACGCCUAGAGUCGCUGCAGAUUGUGCGAGAUACUUCUGCAUCCAUAAGCAACCACCAUGUGUGACGACGAGGACGCGACUGCCCUUGUGGUUGACAAUGGCUCCGGCAUGGUCAAGGCCGGUUUCGCCGGAGACGACGCCCCUCGUGCCGUCUUCCCCUCCAUCGUCGGCCGUGCCCGUCACCAGGGUGUGAUGGUCGGUAUGGGUCAGAAGGACGCCUACGUCGGUGAUGAAGCCCAGAGCAAGCGUGGUAUCCUCACCCUUAAAUACCCCAUUGAGCAUGGUAUCAUCACCAACUGGGAUGACAUGGAGAAGAUCUGGUAUCACACCUUCUACAAUGAGCUCCGUGUUGCCCCUGAGGAGUCCCCCACACUUCUCACUGAGGCUCCCCUCAACCCUAAGGCCAACCGUGAAAAGAUGACUCAGAUCAUGUUCGAAUCUUUCACCGUUCCUGCCACUUAUAUUACCAUCCAAGCUGUGCUCUCCCUCUACGCCUCCGGUCGUACCACUGGUCAGGUUUGCGACUCUGGUGAUGGUGUGACUCACUUUGUCCCCGUCUAUGAAGGUUUCGCUCUUCCUCAUGCUAUCCUUCGUCUCGACUUGGCUGGUCGUGACCUUACCCACUAUCUGAUGAAGAUCAUGACUGAGCGUGGCUACUCCUUCACCACCACCGCUGAACGUGAAAUCGUUCGUGACAUCAAGGAGAAGCUUUGCUACAUCGCCCUUGACUUCGAAAGUGAGAUGAACGUCGCUGCUGCUUCCUCCUCCUUGGACAAGUCCUAUGAGCUUCCCGACGGUCAGGUUAUCACCAUCGGUAACGAGCGUUUCCGUGCUCCUGAGGCUCUGUUCCAGCCUUCCUUCCUUGGUAUGGAAUCUGCUGGUGUUCAGGAAACUGUUUAUGGCUCCAUCAUGAGGUGCGACAUUGACAUCAGGAAGGAUCUGUUCGCCAACAUUGUUAUGUCUGGUGGUACCACUAUGUACCCUGGUAUUGCUGACCGCAUGCAGAAGGAAAUCACUUCUCUUGCUCCUUCCACCAUCAAGAUCAAGAUCAUUGCUCCUCCCGAGCGUAAAUACUCCGUCUGGAUCGGUGGUUCCAUCCUGUCUUCUCUGUCCACCUUCCAGUCCAUGUGGAUCACCAAGGAUGAGUACGAUGAGUCUGGCCCCGGCAUCGUUCACCGCAAGUGCUUCUAAAUGCCUAUAUUUUCAUGAUAACAAAUAAAUGUAUUAAUAAAACACUAUUUAUCAAUCCCACUUUCAAAGGAAAUAAAACGGCAAGUCUGAAGCUUGCCCUCUUUAAUACGACUGAAUUUAACUGCUGAGAUCUAUCAGAAUGACAAUGAAUAAAUUGUAAAUGUUUUCA
Molecule: messenger RNA, 1457 nt
Organism: Penaeus monodon (black tiger shrimp)
Lineage: Eukaryota; Metazoa; Arthropoda; Malacostraca; Decapoda; Penaeidae
Product: actin-like
Exons: 3
Coding region: 155-1288 (377 amino acids)
Source: RefSeq, a predicted model, not a curated record